This is a messenger RNA of Petromyzon marinus (sea lamprey), 669 nucleotides long. Lineage: Eukaryota; Metazoa; Chordata; Hyperoartia; Petromyzontiformes; Petromyzontidae. The record is from RefSeq and is a predicted model, not a curated record.
CCGGGGGUGUUGUGAGACCCUUGUAAGGCGCUCAACAGCAGAAGCGCCGCUCGUAUUUAAACGCGAGCCGCUUAGAGGCCCGUCCCAGCAGCAUCAUCAGCAGCAGCAGCAUCAGCAGCAGCAGCAUCAUCAGCAGCUAUGGUUAAAAAGGCGAACACGGUGAAGUUUGAUGAAGCACAAAUGAAAGACUUUAAGGAUGUCUUCACCAUCAUGGACCGUAACCGGGACGGAGUCAUUGACAAGAACGACCUCAGACAAACUUUUGUAGCCAUCGGUAAGAGUGUGGGUGACGGAGAGCUGAAUGAGCUGAUGAAAGAGUCCCCAGGACCUCUCAACUUUGACACGUUCCUGUCCAUCUUCGGGGCCAAGCUCAGUGGCACAGACAAUGAGGAGACUCUGCUCAACUCCUUCGCGAUGUUUGACAACAGCGGAAAGGGAAACAUCAACUUCGAAGAGUUCAAGGUUUACCUGACCCGCUGGGCUGAUAAAUUCAAUGCGGAGGAGUUGGAACAGAUGACCAAGCUGGCCCCCAUCAGUGGGAGUGGCGUCCUGGACUACCACGCCCUCUGCUACACCAUCACGCACGGCGACGACAAGGACUGAGCCAAUAGGAGCAGCCGCAGCACCCGGUGGGGGGAGGAGAUUCAACCAAAGGGGGUGGAGCUACAG